Molecule: messenger RNA, 1146 nt
Organism: Verticillium dahliae VdLs.17
Lineage: Eukaryota; Fungi; Ascomycota; Sordariomycetes; Glomerellales; Plectosphaerellaceae
Product: carboxypeptidase Y
Exons: 2
Coding region: 1-1146 (381 amino acids)
Biological process (GO): proteolysis
Cellular component (GO): fungal-type vacuole
Molecular function (GO): serine-type carboxypeptidase activity
Source: RefSeq, a predicted model, not a curated record
AUGAGACUGUCUACCUCUGCCCUUGCCCUGGGCGCAGCUACCGCCGUUGCUGGCCUGGACCAGCAGCACGUCCUCGGUGGCGACGGCUUCGAGUCCAUCAAGGUCGCCGGCGAGUCCUGGAUGAAUGUCUUCGAGGAGAAGUUCCACGACAUCACCUCCGAGGCCAAGGCCGUUUGGGACGAGAUCACUCUUCUCGCCCCCGAGGCCGUCGAGGCCUUCAAGAAGUCGGCCAAACUCUCCCAGCCCAAGCCCCACGUCCGCAAGCCUGAUGCGGCUUGGGACCAUGUUGUCAAGGGCGCCGAAAUCCACGACCUGUGGGUCGAGAAGGAGGCCGGCGAGAAGCACCGCCAGUACAGCGGCCACCUCGAGAACUACAACCUCCGCGCCAAGAAGGUCGACCCUUCCAAGCUCGGUAUCGACAAGGUCAAGCAGUACAGCGGCUACCUCGAUGACGAGGAGAAUGACAAGCACCUGUUCUACUCGAGAGCGAGUGCCAGGCCAUGGACAACGCUCUUCCCCGCUGCCAGCAACUCAUCAACAACUGCUACGAAUCCGGCAGUGUUUGGUCGUGCGUGCCUGCCAGCAUCUACUGCAACAACGCCCUCAUCGGCCCUUACCAGCGCACCGGCCAGAACGUCUACGACGUCCGCAGCAAGUGCGAGGACAGCAGCAACCUCUGCUACUCCGCCCUCGGGCUGGAUCAGCGAGUACCUCAACCAGGACCAUGUUAUUGAGGCCCUGGGUGCCGAGGUCUCCAACUACGAGAGCUGCAACUUUGACAUCAACCGCAACUUCCUCUUCGCCGGUGACUGGUUCCAGCCCUUCCACCGCCUGGUUCCCGGUCUGCUCGAGAAGAUCCCCGUGCUCAUCUACGCCGGUGAUGCUGACUACAUCUGCAAUUGGCUCGGCAACCGUGCCUGGACUGAGGCUCUCGAGUGGCCUGGCCAGAAGGGCUUCAACAAGGCCGAUAUCAAGAGCCUGACGGUCGCGGACGACAAGAAGGGCAAGGAGUACGGCAAGGUCAAGUCCAGCGGCAACUUCACCUUUAUGCAGAUCUACGGCGCUGGCCACAUGGUUCCCAUGGACCAGCCCGAGUCUUCGUCGGACUUUUUCAACCGCUGGUUGAGCGGUGAAUGGAACGACUAG